UUCCACGUUACUACUUUCCAACAGAGAAGCAGACUCUCUCUAGCCAUGGCAAGAACCAAGCAGACCGCCCGUAAAUCCACCGGAGGAAAGGCUCCCAGGAAGCAGCUGGCCACCAAGGCUGCUCGUAAGAGCGCCCCGGCCACCGGCGGCGUGAAGAAGCCCCAUCGUUACAGGCCCGGUACCGUGGCUCUGAGGGAGAUCCGCCGCUACCAGAAGUCCACCGAGCUGCUGAUCCGCAAGCUGCCCUUCCAGCGCCUGGUGAGGGAGAUCGCUCAGGACUUCAAGACCGACCUGCGCUUCCAGAGCUCCGCCGUCAUGGCUCUGCAGGAGUCCAGCGAGGCCUACCUGGUCGGCCUGUUCGAGGACACCAACCUGUGCGCCAUCCACGCCAAGAGGGUCACCAUCAUGCCCAAGGACAUCCAGCUGGCCCGCCGCAUCCGCGGAGAGAGGGCUUAGACUGACCAGAACAC
Messenger RNA from Gymnodraco acuticeps, 470 nucleotides. Its product is annotated as histone H3. Lineage: Eukaryota; Metazoa; Chordata; Actinopteri; Perciformes; Bathydraconidae. The coding region runs from base 46 to 456 and encodes 136 amino acids. The transcript has a single exon. The record is from RefSeq and is a predicted model, not a curated record. Gene Ontology annotation, molecular function: DNA binding; protein heterodimerization activity; structural constituent of chromatin. Gene Ontology annotation, cellular component: nucleosome.